This is a messenger RNA of Budorcas taxicolor (takin), 819 nucleotides long. RefSeq names its product oxidized low density lipoprotein receptor 1 (gene OLR1). Gene Ontology annotation, molecular function: low-density lipoprotein particle receptor activity. Lineage: Eukaryota; Metazoa; Chordata; Mammalia; Artiodactyla; Bovidae. Gene Ontology annotation, cellular component: plasma membrane; signaling receptor complex. Gene Ontology annotation, biological process: cell death; inflammatory response; lipoprotein metabolic process. The transcript is spliced from 6 exons. The record is from RefSeq and is a predicted model, not a curated record. The coding region runs from base 1 to 819 and encodes 272 amino acids.
AUGACUGUUGAUGACCACAAGAGUAUGAAAGAUCAACUUGAUCAGAAGCCAAAUGGCGAGACAGCAAAAGGUCUUCGUUUUGUUUCUUCUUGGAAGUGGUACCCUGCUGCUGUGACUCUAGGGGUCCUUUGUCUGGGAUUACUGGUGACUGUUAUAUUGUUGAUACUGCAAUUAUCCCAGGUGUCUGAUCUCCUAAAGCAACAACAAGCAAACAUUACUCACCAGGAAAAUAUCCUGGAGGGACAGAUUUUAGCCCAGCGCCAAUCAGAAAAAUCUUCCCAGGAGUCACAGAAGGAACUCGAAGAAAUGAUAGAAACCCUUGCCCACAAGCUGGAUGAGAAAUCCAAGAAACUAAUGGAACUUCAUCGCCAGAACCUGAAUCUCCAAGAAGUUCUGAAAGAGGCAGCAAACUAUUCAGGUCCUUGUCCCCAAGACUGGCUCUGGCAUGAAGAAAACUGUUACCAGUUUUCCUCUGUCUCUUUUAAUUGGGAAAAAAGCCAGGAGAACUGCUUGUCUUUGGACGCCCACUUGCUGAAGAUUAAUAGCACAGAUGAACUGAAAUUCAUCCAGCAAAUGAUUGCCCAUUCCAGUUUCCCCUUCUGGACGGGGUUGUCAAUGAGGAAACCCAGCUACUCGUGGCUUUGGGAAGAUGAUACUCCUUUGAUGUCUCACUUGUUUAGAAUUCAGGGAGCUGUUUCCCAUAUGUAUCCUUCAGGGACCUGUGCGUAUAUUCAAAGGGGAACUGUUUUUGCUGAAAACUGUAUUUUAACUGCAUUCAGUAUAUGUCAAAAGAAGGCGAAUAUAUUGAGAGCACAGUGA